Anopheles cruzii is the source of this 588-nucleotide messenger RNA. It is a transcript of the gene Pburs, whose product is annotated as partner of bursicon. Gene Ontology annotation, cellular component: extracellular region; bursicon neuropeptide hormone complex. Gene Ontology annotation, molecular function: neuropeptide hormone activity; G protein-coupled receptor binding. Bases 21 to 458 code for a protein of 145 amino acids. The record is from RefSeq and is a predicted model, not a curated record. Lineage: Eukaryota; Metazoa; Arthropoda; Insecta; Diptera; Culicidae. The transcript is spliced from 2 exons. Gene Ontology annotation, biological process: G protein-coupled receptor signaling pathway.
UGCUUCCGAGUGCUUCGACGAUGUUUAACGGUGGCGUGCUCCUGUGGUUCCUCCUACUAGCACCGGUGCUCUUCCGGGGGCCAUCGCUCGUCGCCCUGGCGCAGCACAAUCAGGCGGACGAAACGUGCGAAACGCUUCCGUCGGAGAUUCAUCUUAUCAAAGAGGAAUACGAUGAGCUGGGGCGGCUGUACCGGACGUGCAAUGGCGAUGUGACGGUGAACAAGUGCGAGGGCAAGUGCAACAGCCAGGUGCAGCCGUCCGUCAUCACCGCGACCGGGUUCCUGAAGGAGUGCUACUGCUGCCGGGAGUCGUUCCUGCGCGAGCGGCAACUGCAGCUGACCCACUGCUACGAUCCGGACGGUGUGCGGAUGACCGACCACGAGUCCGCCACGAUGGAGAUCCGCCUGAAGGAACCGGUCGACUGCAAGUGCUUCAAGUGUGGAGAAAUGGUCCGCUAACGGCACCGGUGAGAGAAAGUAGUGGAAAAACGAUUGUAGCCCUUCAGAUUGACCACCAUCGGCCAUCGACGAAAACGUGGCCGCCAUGCUUGUGCCAUUCCUCUUCACGUCGCGCACCGCCGUAGCGAAG